UCGGCGGAGCGCGAAGCGGAACAGCCAGACGAACGAAGGCGGGACAAAGAACGACGCGCACAUUUGCUGCUCCUAAUGCGGCACUUUGGUAACUUUCUGUUCGUUAAAAGUGACAAAUAUGCGCGUCAUUUAUGUGCGUGUCCGGAGCGGCUGGUCCGUGAACGCAUCGUGGACGUAAGCGGCGGGUCGUGGAGCGUUCAGGAGCGUGUUAUGAUAGUGGGAAUGUGCCCACGCGUGCCGAGCUCCCUGCUACAACUUCUUCAAGACGCUGUGGAUUAUUUCUGUAUUUUUUUUUUUUUUGUGAAAUUUGGUGAAAUUUAGCCUAUAAGACUGAAUGAUGAACUGCAGCUGGAGGAAGGCGAAGCGAGCCUCCCAAGUAUGAGAUGCUGCUGCCGGGCCCUGGCACUUCUCCCCUGGGUGCUGGUGGCCUUGGACGCCCAGCUCAUCUGCUGGCAGGCCCUCCUGCGGUGCCACGACGAGCCCGAGUGCGAACUGGCCUACAGCCAGUACUUAGCCGCCUGCGAGGGCAACAUUCGGGGCACCCGGCGCCAGUGCCCCAGCCACUGCAUCAACGCCCUCAUCCGCCUCAACCACACCCGCAGCGGGCCCGACCUGGAGAGCUGCGAGUGCGCCCAGGACGCGGAAUGCCUGGGCGCCAAGCGAGCCAUCGAGCCGUGCCUCCCCCGUAGACACCCGACGGACGCCGGCGGCAUCGGCUGCAUGGAGGCCCGCCAGCGCUGCGAGGAGGACGGCCGCUGCCACGCCUCCCUCGCCGCCUACCUGUCCUACUGCGGGCAACUCUUCAACGGGCGCAAGUGCUCGUCCAAGUGCAAGGCCACCAUCCAGCAGAUGCUCUACAUUCCCAACGGGGCGCUGCUCAACCGCUGCGUCUGCGACGGCGUGGAGAGACCCUUCUGCGAGGUCGUCAAGGAGAACAUGAGCAAGCUCUGUUUCAUGGGGGACCAUCACGGGGUCAUCUCGGACCAGCCGGAGUUGGACGACAUGUACGAGGACGAGGAUUACGACCCCAAACAGGAAAGGGACGAGGUCUCCAUCGACCAUUCCGCAGCUCCUCAGAGGUUCUCCGGCUUUGGGAUGCUCCUGGUCGUCUUGUUGGGAUUUAUGUGGCUUUGAGACCAUGCUGGAUUUACCGAUUAUGAACAUCUGGACCUGAGUCUCAAUAAGUCUGGAUAACGGAAGCUGGUAAAUAUUCUGUAAGAACUUCCUACAAAACGGCCAAUGGACCUUUUCUUCAUAGAUAAGGACGCUUGGCCCCAUGUUUGAGGGACCACGAGGUAUCCUCUGUACCAUGCAGCUCGGUACCAAGUUCUGCAUCAGAGUUGCAAUUCUCCAUCCAAGCACUAGGGGGCAGUGUUUUCUGGUGAGUCCACUUGGUGAGAAUCCAUGAUUCCGGUCAACUAAUUAGCUCGUUAGCUUCCUCGGUCGCUAAUGAACAAUGGCAACUAAAGCAAAAUGGAGAGCGGUACUGGAAGCAGAACUAAUUGAUGCGUCACAACACAUUUAUGGCAAGGUUGCCGACCCCCUGCUGUGGACCAGCAUACGGGGUUGGGAUCAUUGCGGAACUAGGAACUGAAACCUUGGAGUCGACACCAUCUGGAAUGUCCAGAACUGAUGUUGAAAGAAGAACCCGGUACUCCUAAGUCCUAUCGUGUCUCCAUUUUGUCAACUGCUUCCUGUUUCCUUGCAGGGGUGGGACCCCCCCUGGGUGCCCCUCCCACCUGAUGGUCGUUAGAUUGGGGGAUUCCAUAGACAGUUCAUCCGGGAUUAAUAAGACCGCUCAGUAGCCUUUGAGUCUACCAUUACGGAUCGGAUUGACCGUUACCUUGAUGACUUGGGAAUCUAAUCUGACACCACU
Messenger RNA from Doryrhamphus excisus (bluestripe pipefish), 1876 nucleotides. Its product is annotated as growth arrest-specific protein 1. Gene Ontology annotation, biological process: regulation of cell cycle. The record is from RefSeq and is a predicted model, not a curated record. Lineage: Eukaryota; Metazoa; Chordata; Actinopteri; Syngnathiformes; Syngnathidae.